This is a messenger RNA of Merops nubicus (carmine bee-eater), 497 nucleotides long. RefSeq names its product C-type lectin domain family 17, member A-like. The record is from RefSeq and is a predicted model, not a curated record. The transcript is spliced from 4 exons. The annotation marks the transcript as partial. NCBI's taxonomy places the organism in Eukaryota, Metazoa, Chordata, Aves, Coraciiformes, Meropidae.
AGGAGAGGGACGCGCUGGAGCUGGUGCAGAGGCACCUGGCCGAGGUGAGGCAGGAGCAGAGCAACGUCUCGGCGGCGCUGGAGGAGAUGCGCAACCUCUCCGAAAUCUUCUGCACCAGGUGUCCCCCCGGCUGGCAGCAGUUCUCCAAAACCUGCUAUUUCUUCUCCACCACCACCAAGUCCUGGCUGGAGGCCAAAAGCUCCUGCGCCGAGUUCAACGCCCAUCUGCCUGUCGUCGACACCGAGCAGGAGAACAAAUUUCUGGCAAACCACAUCAUGGAGAAUCGGGUCUUUUGGCUGGGGCUGACGGACGAGCACAGCGAAGGCGCCUGGCAGUGGGUGGACGGCCGCUCCCUCUCCUUUACGUUCUGGAGCCCCGGGGAGCCCAACAACGUGGGUCAGCAGGGCGAGGACUGUGCCACCAUCUUCCCCAACGGCUUCUGGAACGACGUCCCCUGCACCAACCAGGAGGCCUGGAUCUGUGAGCGCAGCUGCUGA